UCGACCGUGCUAAGAAAAAAUAUAAAUUUAUUUUUGCGGUCGUUUCGCCGUUGGUGCCUUAGUUUUGAUAGCGUUUUAGAAACAAUGAGAUAAAUCAUUACUGAGUUUGAGUGCUUAGAGUGAAAUAAGUGCUGCGUAGUGGUUUUUUAAUCAUUUUUUAAUAGAAAUUAAAAUGUCUACAGCUAAACAAGUGAACGGUAAUACUACUAAUACAAGUAGUCCGAACAACAACGGAUCUCUGGGAAAGCGGAAAAAAUCUCGAGGAAGCAAAACAUCGUACCUUUCUAAAUGGUUAGACAAGACUAUGCAUCAAAUUCAGGAUGCCACACCAAGCAUAGAAACAUAUGAUACGUUUGUAAAUCCUGUUGUUAACUGGCCGGUCGGAUCUCAGUUCGCGCCAGCCUACGAUCCGUAUAGACAUAUUUAUGGAUGCCCCGAUCCUAUGUCUCUACCCACAUACACGUCCUACAACCCUAUGCUGCCGUUCGGCUCUGAAUAUCGUUACGCGCAUAACAUGAACAAAAGUGUCAAUGUUCAAAGGGCUCGAUUAAGGCUUAGGCCCGAGAGCAGACCAGAAGAAACCAACGGAUCUAGCAUUCAUAGUCACCAGGGAUAUUUUCAACCAAAGAAUAUGUCGGACAGCCAGGACUUUGCGAGUUUGCCACCAAUAGUGACGACAGUCGGCGACACGGUCUCAACCAGCGAUGUAAACACGAACGAAAAAGAUGAUGGAAACAGGAGAUUUAGUGAUCCUUGUGUCCGAGGACUACCUGAUGUGGCGCAACCAGCUAAUGGGGAUGCUGACUCAGAUUCAGGAGAUUCAAGUCUUGCAAGCAGUGAAAUUGGUGGCCGACUGGUAUCGUGUCUUUUGGAUCAAAUAGCUUCAUUAAAAUUGGCCAAUGAAAGACUGACAAAAGAUCUAAUGGAGGCAAGAGCCGAGUUAGAAAACUAUCGGCCUCACAAUGUUAUGCUCCAGAAGGGAUCGAGCUCAAGUAUCGGUGCAACGCCACCAAGCCAUUCGCUCAAUGAUAACGGUGCAAUGCCCAGUCAGUAUUCUCCGGGGUUCCUCACGGAUUUGGUGCGGGAGAUCAGAGACGCGUCGCGGAUGCGAGAAGACGCACUCUACUCGAGGGUCCGAACGAUGAUGCUCGAAAGGAAUGACAACGUUGUAUCGUCUUCCGAAACGAAAUACAUUGAAAAAGCUCUCGACGAGAUCAAGAGCUCAAUGCGCGCCUCCGAAGCUGACCGACAUCGUAUGAUGGACCGUAUCAUCAAACUCGAAGACGAGAUGAGACUCCUACGUAUUACCAACGGGUCAGAUCGCAGCGAGAAACUAACGAACGGGAACCUUGAAGAUGCAGAAACGGAAUGCAUACGUCUUCGCAAAGAGAUCGCGGAGAUGCGCAAAGCGAAGCAGAACUCGGACGAGCACGCCUUCAAGACUUUUUAACGAUCAAAUUUUUAAAUUUCUGAUUAGAAUAAUAUGACUGUCGGGUUUUUGAUUAGCGUGUCCUAGUUUUUAGUUUAGUUUCAAAUGCUUUUACUAACUACUAAUUCAAACUUUCCUUUUUCUGUGGC
Bombyx mandarina (wild silkworm) is the source of this 1578-nucleotide messenger RNA. RefSeq lists its product as uncharacterized. The record is from RefSeq and is a predicted model, not a curated record. NCBI's taxonomy places the organism in Eukaryota, Metazoa, Arthropoda, Insecta, Lepidoptera, Bombycidae.